Messenger RNA from Paramuricea clavata, 378 nucleotides. NCBI's taxonomy places the organism in Eukaryota, Metazoa, Cnidaria, Anthozoa, Malacalcyonacea, Plexauridae. The record is from the annotation of a GenBank genome assembly.
AUGUUUAGUUUGUUUCGUGCGCAGAAAGAAGUUGAGAGGUCAAUAUAUUUUAAGUCAAAGGCAAAAACAGAAGAAAAACAGACACAAGAAGUAAAAAUCACCGUGGGUGUAGUGAUUUUGAAGGAUGGGAGGUUAUCGAGCAAAAUAGGUGCCACACUUCCAUUGACUGUGUUGCCUUCAAUUACAAGAAAAGAGUUGCUAACGAAAGCUUUCGAGAAGCACAGCAGAUUCAACAACAACUUGGUAAACGGUACUUCCUCUGAAUACGAAUACCAGCUCUUGUAUUCUACUAUGAAUCAAGUCAUCAAUCUUCCUGGUAUAGGGGAACUGUUUAGUCUACAACGUUACAAAGAUGAAAUCGAGAAGGCUUAUAGUUGA